GGACCCUGCUGUAGCCAUCCCCAAGGGAACGCUCAUGGCCAUCUUCUGGACCACCAUUUCCUACCUAGCCAUCUCGGCCACCGUUGGCUCCUGUGUGGUUCGAGAUGCCUCCGGGAUCCUGAAUGACACGGUGACCCCCGGCUCAGGCGCCUGCGAGGGGCUGGCCUGUGGCUACGGCUGGAACUUUACCGAGUGCUCCCAGCAGCACAGCUGCCGCUACGGCCUCAUCAACCACUACCAGACCAUGAGCAUGGUGUCGGGCUUUGCACCCCUGAUCACGGCCGGCAUCUUUGGGGCCACCCUCUCCUCAUCCCUGGCCUGUCUCGUCUCUGCCGCCAAAGUUUUCCAGUGCCUGUGCCUAGACCAGCUGUACCCGCUGAUCGGCUUCUUCGGCCAAGGCUAUGGCAAGAACAAUGAGCCAGUGCGCAGCUACCUGCUGGCCUAUGCCAUUGCUGUGGCCUUCAUCAUCAUCGCUGAGCUCAACACCAUCGCCCCCAUCAUCUCCAACUUCUUCCUGUGCUCCUAUGCCCUCAUCAACUUCAGCUGCUUCCACGCCUCCAUCACCAACUCACCCGGGUGGAGACCCUCAUUCCGAUACUACAGCAAGUGGGCGGCGCUGUUUGGGGCGAUCAUCUCCGUGGUCAUCAUGUUCCUUCUCACCUGGUGGGCGGCCCUCAUCGCCAUCGGUGUGGUCCUCUUCCUCCUGCUCUAUGUGAUCUACAAGAAGCCAGAGGUGAACUGGGGCUCCUCGGUACAGGCUGGCUCCUACAACCUGGCCCUGAGCUACUCGGUGGGUCUCAACGAGGUGGAGGACCACAUCAAGAACUAUCGCCCCCAGUGCCUGGUGCUCACGGGGCCCCCCAACUUCCGCCCGGCCCUGGUGGACUUUGUGGGCACCUUCACCCGGAAUCUCAGCUUGAUGAUCUGCGGCCACGUGCUCAUUGGACCCCGCAAACAGAGGAUGCCUGAGCUCCGGCUCAUCGCCAACGGGCACACCAAGUGGCUGAACAAGAGGAAGAUCAAGGCCUUCUACUCCGACGUCAUUGCUGAGGACCUCCGCAGUGGUGUCCAGAUUCUCAUGCAGGCUGCAGGUCUCGGGAGGAUGAAGCCCAACAUUCUGGUGGUUGGGUUCAAGAAGAACUGGCAGUCGGCUAACCCGGCCACAGUGGAAGACUACAUCGGCAUCCUGCACGAUGCUUUUGAUUUCAACUACAGUGUGUGUGUCAUGAGGAUGCGUGAGGGGCUCAACAUCUCGAAGGUGAUGCAGGCGCACAUUAACCCCGUGUUUGACCCAGUGAAGGAUGGCAAGGAAGCCAGAGCCAGUGGAGCCAGGCCGUCUGUCUCCGGCACGGUGGACCCCGAGGCCCUGGUGCAGGAGGAGCAGGCCAGCACCAUCUUCCAGUCGGAGCAGGGAAAGAAGACCAUCGACAUCUACUGGCUAUUUGACGAUGGAGGCCUCACCCUCCUCAUCCCCUAUCUCCUCGGCCGCAAGAAGAGAUGGAAUAAAUGCAGGACCCGCGUGUUCGUGGGGGGCCAGAUCAACAGGCUGGACCAGGAGAGAAAGGCGAUCAUUUCUCUUCUGAGCAAGUUCCGGCUGGGAUUCCACGAAGUUCACAUCCUUCCCGACAUCAACCAGAAGCCGCGGGCUGAGCACACCAAACGGUUUGAGGACAUGAUUGCGCCCUUCCGCCUGAAUGAUGGUUUCAAAGACGAGGCCACGGUCACCGAGAUGAGGCGGGACUGCCCCUGGAAGAUCUCGGAUGAGGAGAUUAACAAGAAUAGAAUCAAGUCCCUUCGGCAGGUGAGGCUGAACGAGAUUCUGCUGGAUUACUCCCGGGAUGCCGCUCUGGUCAUCAUGUAAGUAGCACCCUGCAGAAGGAGAAGCCUGUCGCCGAGCCCAAAGGUGUCAGCUCUG
Messenger RNA from Physeter macrocephalus (sperm whale), 1915 nucleotides. RefSeq names its product solute carrier family 12 member 3. Bases 35 to 1861 code for a protein of 608 amino acids. Gene Ontology annotation, cellular component: apical plasma membrane. The transcript is spliced from 17 exons. Gene Ontology annotation, biological process: chloride ion homeostasis; cell volume homeostasis; potassium ion homeostasis. The record is from RefSeq and is a predicted model, not a curated record. Gene Ontology annotation, molecular function: sodium:potassium:chloride symporter activity. Lineage: Eukaryota; Metazoa; Chordata; Mammalia; Artiodactyla; Physeteridae.